Molecule: messenger RNA, 2211 nt
Organism: Pyrgilauda ruficollis (rufous-necked snowfinch)
Lineage: Eukaryota; Metazoa; Chordata; Aves; Passeriformes; Passeridae
Gene: PAK4
Product: p21 (RAC1) activated kinase 4
Exons: 10
Coding region: 355-1599 (414 amino acids)
Biological process (GO): regulation of MAPK cascade; intracellular signal transduction; protein phosphorylation
Cellular component (GO): cytoplasm
Molecular function (GO): protein serine/threonine kinase activity; ATP binding
Source: RefSeq, a predicted model, not a curated record
CCUGAGGGGGCCCGGGGGGCGCUGAGGGCGCUCGGGGGGGAUUCGGGGAUUUCGGGGGUAUCUGGGCUCCGGAGACCGCCCCCAGGGCCAAGGAGGGCGGUUGGGGGUGGGCUUGGAGGCUCCCCAAAUCCCCGGAGGGGCGGCAGACGCAGCCGUGGGAAAGCCCGGGGCUCCUGGAGAGCAGCGGGAUGUGGAUCCAGCCGCCCCCCGCCCCAAAAACCCCCCGAAAGGGGAGCCCGGGGCUGCUCCUGAGGGAAUUCCGUUCUUCCCGUGCAGCACUUUUACCGGAGGACCCGGAAUGCGGAGCUGAGGCAGGAUAAGUUUUCCCUCGGCGGAAGGAGCGCGUGCCGGGCCAUGUUCUCCAAGAAGAAGAAGCGGGUGGAGAUCUCGGCGCCGUCCAACUUCGAGCACCGCGUGCACACGGGCUACGACGCCUCGGAGCAGCGCUUCACCGGGCUGCCCCGCCAGUGGCAGGGGCUGCUCGAGGAGUCCGCCCGGCGCCCCAAGCCCCUCGUGGACCCCGCCUGCAUCACCGCCAUCCGCGGGGCCCACAAGGCCGAGCACCACCCGGGGCGCCCGCAGGAGGUGACCCCCAACGGGCCGGUGGUCCCCACCGGCGCCUCGCACGCCCCCGGCCCCCCCCGCCCCAAAGCCCCGGAGCCCCCGGCCCCGCGUCCCCCCGGCCCCGCGCCCGCCCCGGCGGGGGGACCCCAGCGCGUGUCCCACGAGCAGUUCCGGGCGGCGCUGCAGAUGGUGGUGGACCCCGGCGACCCCCGCACCUACCUGGACAACUUCAUCAAGAUCGGCGAGGGCUCCACGGGCGUGGUGUGCAUCGCCACCGUGCGCGGCUCCGGCAAGCUCGUGGCCGUCAAAAAGAUGGACCUGCGCAAGCAGCAGCGGCGGGAGCUGCUCUUCAAUGAGGUGGUGAUCAUGCGGGACCACCAGCACGAGAACGUGGUGGAGAUGUACAACAGUUACCUGGUGGGCGACGAGCUCUGGGUGGUCAUGGAGUUCCUGGAGGGCGGCGCCCUGACGGACAUCGUCACCCACACCAGGAUGUCCGAGGAGCAGAUCGCGGCCGUGUGCCGCUCGGUGCUGCGGGCGCUCGCCGUGCUCCACGCCCAGGGCGUCAUCCACCGCGACAUCAAGAGCGACUCCAUCCUCCUCACGCAUGACGGGCGGGUGAAACUCUCGGAUUUCGGCUUCUGCGCCCAAGUGAACAAGGACGUGCCGCGGCGCAAGUCCCUGGUGGGGACUCCGUACUGGAUGGCCCCCGAGCUCAUCUCCCGCCUGCCCUACGGCCCAGAGGUGGACAUCUGGUCUCUGGGGGUGAUGGUCAUCGAGAUGGUGGAUGGGGAACCCCCUUAUUUCAACGAGCCCCCCCUCAAAGCCAUGAAGCUGAUCCGGGACAACCUUCCCCCCCGGCUCAAGAAUGGCCACAAGGUGUCCCCAUCCCUGAAGGGGUUCCUGGAGCGGAUGCUGGUGCGGGACCCGGCGCAGCGGGCGAGCGCCCCGGAGCUGCUGCGCCACCCCUUCCUGGGCGUGGCGGGGCCCCCCGCCUGCAUCGUGCCCCUCAUGCGGCAGCACCGGCUGCGGUGAGACCCCCCCCCACCCCGGGGGAGCCCCCCGGCCCCCUCCUGCUCCUCCUCCUCCUCCUCGGCAGCACCCCCAAACUGGAGCGGGACUGGGAUGUUCUGGGGGACACCGGCCCCCCAACCUGUACUACUGAGCUGGGGACCCCACAGCAGAGAUUUUGGGGAGAGGGGAGGGGUGGCCGUCACCCCAGAGAUUUGGGGGUGCAUGGGCUCAUCCUGGUCCCUCCCGCCAUUGGGACCCAUUUUGGGGCGUUUUCCCCUUUUUUUGUUUUUUUUUUUUAGCCUCCUCUUUUCUACCCACUUUGGGCACUGGGGUAUGGCCCCCCUACAUCAUCUCCGUGAGAGGGGGGGGUCCCCAAAACUACAGCCCCCCCCCUCUCCCCACCACACCACACUACUGAUUCGGGGUGUGUCCCCCCCUGGACCUUCCUCGCCUGUUUUUGUUGAUUUUGGGGUUUUUUUUGGUUGGUUCCUCCUCCCCCUGGAACUCCCCCCUGCACCCCCGGUUUUGUUUUUUAACAAAGUGAUAUUUAUAUGGUCGGGUUUUGUACCGCGCGGGACGGGGGGGCCCCGGGGGGACACGGGGCCCCCCCCAGAUUACACGUGUCCUUUUGGA